GGUCUUCGCAUUGCCGUCGCCAGCCUCGCUGCCCGGCUGUCGUCAAGCUGGGAGGCAGAGGCCUGGCAAUCUGCGCAGUCUUGCGGCCCAGACGUCAUUACCGAGGUUCCGCUGCAGCGCUGGGAUCAUUCGGAGAGUUAUGACUCCGCGGAGGGGUGCUGGCGCUUCGGGCGUACGUCUUGCAGGCAUGCAGCUUUCAUUGACGGGGUCGAGCUGUUCGACUUCCAGCGCUUCCAUCUGUCGCGGAAUGAGGUGCAGCACAUGGAGCCCCGUCAACGCCACGCCUUGGAGACUGGCUAUGAAGCCAUCUACCACGCCGGCUUCAGGCGGGUCCAACUCCAAGGCCUCACGGCAGCC
Molecule: messenger RNA, 357 nt
Organism: Symbiodinium necroappetens
Lineage: Eukaryota; Dinophyceae; Suessiales; Symbiodiniaceae
Source: the annotation of a GenBank genome assembly